CAUGAAUAUUAAUGUAUAGCGACCCUGGAAUGAUGAUGGCUUGAUCGUGUUGUGUGCGAUGAGUGAGUGCAGAUGAGGUAUAAAGCGUCCUAAAACAAAAUGUCAGUUCAGAACGCAAAAAAGAAAACAAAAACAGAGGAGAGUUCUGUAACGAAUUUUAGGAACUACCUUCGUAUUAAAACUGUUGAGCCAAACCCAGAUUAUGAUGGUGCAAUCAGAUUCUUGCAGCAGAUGGCAGGAGAAAUUAAAUUGCCAUGCAAAGUGGUUGAGGUUCAUCCUGGGAAAGAAGUUGUUAUUAUCACAUGGGAAGGAACAGAUCCUAAACUGAAAAGCAUUGUUUUAAAUUCACAUACUGACGUUGUCCCAGUGUAUCCAGAAAGUUGGAUUUGUGAUGCUUUUGAGGGUAAGAAGAUGGAAAAUGGAAACAUAUAUGGACGUGGUACACAGGAUAUGAAGUCUGUAACAAUUCAGUAUCUAGAAGCCAUCCGGAAUCUCAAGAAUACUGGAAAAAGAUUUCCUAGAACCAUUCAUAUGACCUUUGUCCCUGGGCUAGCAAAUCCUACUGAUGCUUUUACGGUUUUCUAUGGAGAACGAAGUCCAUGGUGGUUUAAGGUCAUUUGCACUGGAAAUACAGGUCAUGGUUCAAGGUUCAUUGAAAACACAGCUGCAGAGAAACUGCAAAAAAUCAUGAACUCAUUUCUAGGAUUUCGAGAAGAAGAAAAGGCAAGACUGGAGUCAGUUACCAAACCAAAAUCCUGUAAGACACUGGCCGAUGUUACCACAGUUAACCUGACCAUGUUGGAGGGCGGAGUCGCUCAAAGUGUUGUACCACAGGAUUUCACAGCAACCUUUGACAUCCGUAUCCCACCCACUGUCAAUCUACAGGAAUUUGAAGACAAGAUCAACAAUUGGGUAAAAGAAGCCGGGGAGGGCGUACGCAUUGAGUAUCAAAAUAAAAAUAUGUGUCAAGAAGUGACAUCUGUAGAUAAGGAAAGCCCAUGGUGGUGUGCCUUCAGCAAUGCGUGUGAUGAAAUGAAAAUGAAGAUUGAAACAGAGAUUUUCCCUGCUGCUACUGACAGUCGUUACUUACGUGCCGCUGGGUAUCCUUGUCUUGGCUUCUCCCCGAUGAACAACACCCCAAUCCUUCUUCAUGAUCAUAAUGAAUUUGUAAAUGAAGAGGUUUUCUUGAAAGGAAUCGACAUUUACGAGAAUUUGAUAUCCAAACUGGCAAAUGUGGCACCAUUGAAGGAUGAGAGAAACUGAAGCCUACUUAUUUGCAAAUAUAUAAAAUCUGAAAUAUAUAAAGAUAAAGGUAUCAAUCAUAGCUCUUCAAAAUUUCCUUAUCACUUGCAUGAAAAACUGACUCGCGUAAAUAUAGAACCUAUGGUUUAAAUUUUGUUUAGGUAGGAGCUUAUACCAUGGUGAGAGUGAUUUUUGACUGGACUAUUACAUUUCUUUUCAAUUAUUUGAAUCAUUUAAAAUAGCCAGUACUAUGCACUACAAAAUGUGUUACAUUACUGACCUGAUUGUUACACAGAUUUUUGUAUUUUUCUAAUUGCAUGGUGGGUACACCCAUGGAGGAAUGAAAUGCCUUCAUGGUAUACCGUAUACCGGAAUUUGUAAACUAAUUUCUCUAUGACCAUUCUAACUUAAGUUUGUUUAUCUCCAGUCAUACGCGGCACCCCAUCAAAUGAGGUACCACGUACGGCUGAAGGUGACCAAAUUGUCAUAAUUGGAAAGAGAUUGGCGCCUCGUACACCUGGAGAGAGCUGCUUAAAAGAUGUGACAAUACAAUUCAUUUUAUCUAUGCGAGAGUUCUAUAUUGUGUUUCUACUACAGUAAGUGAAGAGGCGUUCUAGCUGCUACCAUCUUCAAUUUCUUCUUGUUCGUAUACUAAACCGCAGAAUUGAGUAAAAUUCGAAAGUGACAAUGAAUUUCUACAUUACUGUAUUAACAUAAUGUGUGUUAAAAUAAAGAAGACGACAUAGUUAAAUGUAUACAGAACUAUAUUUUUUAAUACGUUUAAAUUUAUUAGUCAUGAAUCCGUGAUUUGAAUAAUAAAAUGCAAUCUGUUGUAUAUCAUCAUUA
Anneissia japonica is the source of this 2088-nucleotide messenger RNA. Its product is annotated as aminoacylase-1-like. The record is from RefSeq and is a predicted model, not a curated record. The transcript has 15 exons. Gene Ontology annotation, molecular function: aminoacylase activity. Lineage: Eukaryota; Metazoa; Echinodermata; Crinoidea; Comatulida; Comatulidae. The coding region runs from base 100 to 1263 and encodes 387 amino acids.